UCUCCCAGAAGGCGUCGCGCCGCUGCGGUCCUCCUCAACCUGAGGCGGCGCGCACCAAUCGUCGCCGGCGGCCUGUGCGGACAGUCGGAAGGGCGAGGGCAGGGCUGGGUUUCUCGCGCCUAGUUUCCCGGUCCCUAGCGCCUCGGUCUCUGAGCCGUCCCCAGCCAGCGCCCAGGGGCCGCAGAGGCCGGAAGAGGUGAGGAGCGCUGCGAGGGUGGGAGCCGGGCUGCGGCCUCUGGGGCGAGGAGCGAGUGCGUUGCUGGCGGCACCUACCCGGGAGCGAGCCCAGUGCGGGCUCCGAGUAGCGCAGCCGACUGUGCUUGAGCUUGGCUCUCUGACAGAUUAACUUCAGUAAGAGGUGACUCCUGAAGUCCCCAGAAACAAGUAUUAUCUGUGAUUGCAAGGCAUCAUGGCUGCAAAAGUGGUUCCUAUGCCUGCAAAGCCAAAGUCCUUUAUUCUGAGAGUUCCUCCUGACUCCAAACUGGGCCAAGACCUACUUCGAGAUGCCACUAGUGGACCUAAGACCAUCCACCAGCUGGUACUAGAACACUUCCUCACCUUCUUGCCCAAGCCAAGCCUGGUCCAGCCCAGUCAGAAAGUCAAGGAGACCUUGGUUAUUAUGAAGGAUUUGAGCUCAAGCCUUCAGAACAGAGUGCAUCCUCAACCUUUAGUGAAGAUUCUGCCUAGAGAAGGAAUCCAGCAGAAACAGGCAGUGUCUCUGUGUGUGAAAGCUAACCCUGAGGAACUGGUUUUUGAAGAUUUGAAUGUAUUUCACUCUCAAGAAGAAUGUGUGAGCCUGGAUCCUGUUCAGCAACCCACCUCAGAGAAGGAGGGUGACAGUGAUGUUGGAGAGAUGGUGUUAUUAGUCAAUGACAAUAAUCCUGAGGGUGAAGACCUUCAAAAGGAAUCUGUCGAGAAUGCAGAUUUGAGAGAGAAAUCUUCAGAUUGGGGUGAAAUGGAUUGUUCUUUGGUCUCUGAACAAACUCCAGAUUGCCGUGAAGAAGAAAGACUAAAAACAUCUGUUCCACAAAAAAAGAAAAUGAGGAAUCUUUUAAUCACCAUUGAAAAUGAUUCUCCACUAGAGGAACUAUCCAAAUUUGUGGAUAUCAAUGUUAUUGCACUUACUAGAAAUCGAAGAACAAGGAGAUGGUACACUUGCCCACUGUGUGGGAAACAGUUUAAUGAAAGUUCUUACCUCAUUUCCCACCAGAGGACUCACACCGGAGAAAAACCCUAUGACUGUAGUCAUUGUGGGAAAAGCUUCAAUCAUAAAACAAACCUCAAUAAACAUGAGCGAAUCCAUACAGGGGAGAAACCUUAUUCCUGUUCUCAGUGUGGGAAAAACUUUCGUCAGAAUUCUCAUCGGAGUCGACAUGAAGAAAUUCAUAUACGCGAAAAAAUAUUUCGGUGUAUAGAAUGUGGGAAAACCUUCCCAAGGAAUGCAGACUUUGUGCUUCAUCUGAAGAGUCAUGAUGCUGUGAGGCCAUAUAGUUGCAAAAAAUGUGGGAGGAGAUUUGGCCGGCUUUCAAACUGUACCCGGCAUGAGAAAACCCAUGUGGCAUUUAAGACCCAAAAGCUUAAGUGGGACCAGGAAAGUUCUGAUGGUCCUACCUCAAACUGAAAAGUUUUGUAAGAAAUUCUGAAUUCCCAGGCUAUCUGAAAAGAUAGAGAUGUGAAAAACCUCAUUAUAGCCAAAAUUGUAUAUAUACCCAUGUUGGUUGAAACCUCAAGUUGUUAGAAAAUUCACAGCAAAAUAAACGACUUUAAGGGCUAUACCUCAAUUAGCAUCCAGGCUUUUUGGACUAAGGAUCUUUUGUUUGUGAAGUUGUACAACAGUGUACAGAUCACAUACCUUUUCUGAGAAAGACUGAAUGUUUAGUCUAGAGCCUGCUUACUUGUGAACAGAGUAUCUCAUGUCUAUUGAAAGUUAACCCUUUUAUUUCCCAUGUGGGAAUUCACACUUGAAAAAAAGAAUGCAAAGUUCCCUGUCUGGAACUGUGUUUCUCUGAAAGAACCAUCCUACUGAUUUGUAAAGCCAACAGCUUCUAAUAGCAAUUCAUAUAACCCUCUUAAGACCACCCUGUUCAGGCUUGAUUGUUGAAAGGAAUUGUUUACUUCGAAUAUGGGAAAACCGCAGCAUUUGAAUGUCAAAGACUUAUUUGUAUGUGAUCAAAACUAAUAACCAAUAACAUUUGCAAUUUGUGGUGAAAA
This is a messenger RNA of Tupaia belangeri chinensis (Chinese tree shrew), 2211 nucleotides long. It is a transcript of the gene ZNF200, whose product is annotated as zinc finger protein 200. The record is from RefSeq and is a predicted model, not a curated record. Bases 410 to 1621 code for a protein of 403 amino acids. Gene Ontology annotation, molecular function: DNA-binding transcription factor activity, RNA polymerase II-specific; RNA polymerase II cis-regulatory region sequence-specific DNA binding. The transcript is spliced from 5 exons. Gene Ontology annotation, biological process: regulation of transcription by RNA polymerase II. Lineage: Eukaryota; Metazoa; Chordata; Mammalia; Scandentia; Tupaiidae.